CUUCACCUAACAGCCCUAAAUGAUCCUCUCUCCUCUCCCCUCUCCCAACGACAUCGCUGCCACCUCACUCCCCGUCACUUCCAUCACUUCACCACCACCACAGCAACACCCCACGAAAUCCGCUACCAACGCCCUCUUCUCCUUCCUCACACUCCAUCUCCGAAGCUUGCAGGCCCAUGUGCGAUUUUCAGCCGAUUUUAUGUUUCUCUUUGGCGUCAAAAUCUCUUUUCAAGUUCUCGGCUGAAACAACAAGCUUUCGAAUGGAUUCGGAGACUCGCCGACGACGACAAUAGCCUCAGUUCGCUGUCACGGAGAAGGUAAUCACAUUCGUCCUAUCUUCGUCUUUAAUUUUAUUAAAGUAGAAAUGUAGUCGUCAAGUGUUUUCUCGUCGUUUGUUUGGUUUGGUUGGCUGGAAUAUGUGUUCUGCUCGUUUGUUAUAAAAUAGCGUGAAACGACUAAUUUCGUCGAAUAUGUGUUUAACUCCCGUCGCCUAAUUUUGUCGAAUAUGUGUUUAACUCCCGUCGCCCCAUCGUUGCUCGACAAAAAGGUUAUUUGUUUCUUUGCCUUAGUUCGGCUCUUUUUCGUAGCUCAGUUGGUUUGCGAGUUUGUGUGGAUUAGUUUAGUUCUAAUUUCUGUUGAUAUCAACAGAAAUCCUUUUCCCUUUCCCCGCUUUAUUUACUACUUUACUUGUUGCUUUUUCUCGCAUAUAUGUAUAUAUUUAGUUUGUAGUUUGGAUUAUCUGUGUAUAUGUGUUCAUUUAGUUCAUAGUAGUUCUUAGUUUGAUUAUCUGUUUAUCGUUGGACUUGUAUUUACCUAGUAUGCUCAUUAUUAGCUAAUGAUAGUCUACUAUAGAUAAUUGUCUUAAUUAAGUAUCGCUGCAGAUUAGUCGUAAUGAAUUCUAAAUUUUCUGUUAAUGCUCAGAUACUGUUCAUGUCUUAUUAUUGAUAAAACACUUUAAGUUUUGUACCAAAUCAGGGUCCUUAUACUAUCAGUAUGCAUCCAUGCUUAUUUGGAAUCUGAACAUGGUUUGAUUUUUCUUUCUUCUUGAGUUGGCUGCUGGUUGGCUCAUUAGCAUAACCAAAGGCUUGACGACACUUAACUUAAGCACCAUGUACAUGCUUGCAAAACCCAUAGGGUACUUCAAUCACUGUUUGCAUCUACACUAGCUCGGGUUCGAUUUGCCUAGGUGUUUUGUCUUGCAACAAAAUAUUUUCUUAGACUAAGAUUGGUCGUCCCAUGUGCUGUGAUAACACCUUCUUUGGAUAAGAAGUCUACCUUGUCGUUCAUGAUUGUCCUUGUGACAUAAAUCCCCAAACUUCCCUGAGCUGCUACUAGUUUGGCAUUUGUUGUUUGCUGCUGUGUUGGUUAACUGCCUAUUGUAGCUAGCUGUUACUAUCAUCUUGUGAUGCUCAGUUUUAAAGAGGAUGCUGGUCAAGAGCAGACAUUACACUUGAGUUUGUCACUUCCUUUGAGCAUAAUCAUUGUUGUAUUUGGGCCACUGCGUUUUGUUGUUGUGCUUGGUUUGUCACUGCAUUUCUUUUGCCACUGUUGCUGCAUUUUGGCCAUAAAUAGUUGCCUAUUUUCAAGGCAAAUGUUAUUGAAUGUUUGUUGCACUGGAAGGACUUGUCUGGAUGUUGUUAUUCCAUUAUUUAGCCACUGCUGGAUCAGCUGAUUUGUCCCUCUAUUUGGUUUCUAACUUUUAUUUCUCUGAAGGAUAGAACACUGUUUCAACUUAGAGAUUGACAAGUCCUUCAGCUCAAUCUGAAUUAUGCUUGUCUAAUACAUAUGUAUGAACCCCUGGGCAGAUGCUUAAAACCAUUAGUUACGUCAAGAAUUGAUUAGUCACGCUAGGUUAUUGGCACUAGUUUGUUGUAUGCUUUUCUUUACUAAAAAUCUUGAAAAGAGGUGAUUUAGGAUAACAUCUAAAGGACCCUAACAGUUCAACGUUCUAUUGCUAAAAUGAGACUGGUCUAGCAUGCUAUGUUUGUUGAUAUUGAAUGAAAAGUCUGAACUUCGUCAACUUCUUUAUUUUUGUAUCACUGCUUGUUGGAAUGGAUUAGAGAAUACUUGUCUGGUUUGCAUCUUCUUUUAGAAAACAUGGUUACAGAAUGUAUAAAUUGGAUUGAAAGCUGCCUUAUGUCAUAUUUUGGAUACAAUGUUAGGGUUCUGUUUCUUCUGUCUCUUUCCGUGCUAACUAGUCAAAGUGAUGUUGUCUAUCUUGUUUGUUGUAUACGCUUAUGUGUUGAACACCUCUUUAGAGGGCAUAUUGGAGUACUUUACCAUUGGAAAUCUCUCUAUAGAUUAAUCAAGUUUCUGGAAGUAGUUAGGCUUUGUUAGUUUAAGUUAUUUAUCAUGACACAUCGCAUUCAACGAUUAAUUACUUCAUUCCUAUUUGUUAAAAUUAGCUUACUGUUUUCAUUCUUCAAGAGUAUUAAUUAAAUAAAAAUAGAAAUGUACUUUUUUAUGGAAGAGUACUCUCUGUUCACGCUGUAGAAGUCUCGCUUCGGCUGCUCCGAUUUAAUUACUAGUGCUAUGCAUAGUUAUAGAAUAUAUUGGCAUGUGGCUGAUCUUAAUUACAUCUCUUUAGCAAUAAUCUAACUGUUGAAUCAAUUGGGACCAGUAAUGGUUUUAAACGGAAAUAAUAUGUUUGGUCCUCGAGUUGUUUUGUUGCUGGUCAUGAACACAUUAUAACAGAAGCAUAUUUCAAAGUAUUGCAAUGUGAUGUUAGGAGUGGAAUAUUACUCCUUUUAGAAUUAAUACUUGUAUUGUCUUGAUAAUUACCUUCGUUUUAACAUGACUUCAUCUCUAGCCAUGAAUAUUAGUAUCUUUAUAUUUUACUAUUGCAUACUUAUUCUUCCUUUUGUCUCUUCUAUUUACAUGUACACUUGGGAGCAUUUGGAGUUAUGGCAACUCCGGAUUUUGCCCAGAAUUAGAAGAAAUCAGUAGCAGCUGUGUUUAUGCUUAUGUCCAGCAGUCCCACCUCAUUCGUGUCUCGAGUCUAUGCCCUCCCUCCUCUCUUCACACAUUUGUAUCUUAUGUACUUACUUGUGUUAUAUGUUUUUUACACCCUCCGACUAACGUUCUUUUAUGGAUUUAUGUUUUGUAGUGUACUUGUUCCGAGUGUGGACUCGUUAAAGUAAUUAAGUAGAAUAGUGUGUUCAACUGCUUGUCUCCCCUCACCCUUUAGGUAUCAAAUUCGGUAUAAUCACUUGACAUGGGAGCACUGAAAUAAUGACAUCCUUUUCUUUUUUUUUUUAAAAGGGGGGAGGGUAGCUUUUUAGCUGUUGCUAACAACGUUUUCCAGGUACUUCAAUACAGAUUUUGCAAAGCUAAGAUGCUGAUUUUUUUACUGAAAACGCAGGGCUUAAACGAAAAAAAAAAAGGGGGUCUAAUAGCUAGAUAUCGGAUAAAACAGCGUCUAAAAAAGCGGAUUGGGGCCUCUGGACCGCGGCACAUUUGGUGUUUUUGGGUCUCAACUGACCAGGCCCCCGAAAAAUUUCGAAAAGGGUAUCUGUCCAAUUGAUGCUUCAGAAAUACAAACAAAUCCUUCUUUUAAACAAUUGAUUUUCAUAAGCUCAAACAUUUUCAGAAUUUAUUUCUUCUACUACUAACAUGAGCAGGCCCUAUUACUAAAGUUCAAUACAAGAACUCCAUAUUAUGGUCCAAGUAUAGUGAUCCAAUCUAUUUUACGAGAGCUAUAAGGUAAAUAUUCCAUUUUAUAUACACACAUACAAAUAUAUAUUAUCUUAUUUUCGGUAAUUCCCUUAAUCAUCUUUUUCAUCAUGUGUAUGCAUAUAUAUUAUUUCCAUAUCACAAAAAUAGUUUUUUUUUUUGAACCAUUUUAUACCAUUUUUCAUAGGAUAUAAAUAUCUCACAUAUACAUUAUUUUUUUCUAAAAAAUAUGCAUUCCUAAUCCUCCCAUUUUAUACUAUUGUAUACAACAUGAAUAGAUAUGUAUAUGUUUACAUCUCAUGUAUAUUAACUACUGCCUCUACAAUAAACAUACCCAUGUACCAUUUUCAUAUGCAUAUAUAUCACAUAUACUAUCUAAUUCUUUUAUAUAUCAUAUAUAUACAUUAUUUUCUUAUAAAAAUAUACCUCUCCUUAUUCUAUGCUAUAUAUACUAUUCUCAUAUGAGAUAAAUGUCAUACAUAUUUUCCUCAUGCAUACAUUAGCAUUAAUUAUUUCCUUUAUAUAUAAGCAUUUACUCACAGUUACAAUUACGUUAAAAACCUCUUUUUUAUACAAAUAGUUUUGAGAGAGUAGUUUUCUUUUCCACAAUUCUUUAAAUAGGUGAUAAUAAAUAAUUAAAUAAUCCCCCUUUAGUGUUAAUUAAACUAUGUUUAAAGACUGUCUUCGGAUAGACUCUGAGAGAUGCUUAAUACCUUCCCCUCGGAGUAAAUAAAACCCUUAUCUGGAAUCUCACAGGUUUCAAAGACUAAAAACUGGAGUUUAGUUUUUUACAAAUGGUUCCUAAUAUUUUCUAAAAUUAGGUAGCGACUCUGAAAAUUUUCAAAAAACCAAAGGAAACAUAGUCAUAAGUUGUGAACUAGUUUUAACCCGUUAAAAAUAGGGCAUGACAGGCGAUAACCGUGAUAUUUCAGAGCUAGACGAGGAAAGAAUGUUUUUAGUUUCUUCAAUUAUUUCUCAGGUUACUGAAGAAUCUCUUGGUUCUGUCCAGGAAAGGUGUCACUGGACAAAUUCCGAUCUCAAUAUCAUAGUUCUGGUAAAGGAUGGGCCUGCAACUGCUCAUCUUCCAUUUUUCGGCGGUGUAUCUCUAUCCCUUUAUAUUGGCUUUUCUUUGCCUCUUCCGCCGUUGAUAGAAGAAUUGUGCCGUCGCCUGAAUAUUUGUGUGGCACAAAUUACACCUGGGGUCUGGCGACUGCUUCAAUUACUCGAGCAUGUUGCUCAUCUGGCAGGAGUGAAUAUUACUCUUGACCAUAUUUUAUAUUUCAAUUCAAUUCGUUUUAUCCGGGGCUCUAUGAUUAUGUUUAAAGCUCGGGGAUCUAGUAAAUUGUUUGAUCACCUCGAAGAUGGGCAAGACCGGCAUUGGUGUGACGAGUUCGUAUUUAUCUCCACUGCUCAACUGGUGAACGGGGAUGCUGAUAUCUUCCCGGAGAAAUGGAACGUGAGAGUUCGGCAGCUUUUAAUCCUGGAUUGGUUAAACCUUCAAAUAUAAAGGAGUUUACUGAAGCUGUGAUUCGAGCUUCGGUGAAUGUUCGUACAUGGGGGGCGUAUGCCAUUUCUAAAGGUAUUCGUACUCUUAAAGAGACGACACCGGAUGGAGUUGCUACGAAAGGCAGAGGUCCUUCAAAAAAGAGAGUAGUAAAGAAACGACUAACACUUUCGAGUGAUGACGAUUCGACGUUGGAAAAAAUAAGAUCUCUCACUAGUAAGAGGUCUAAUGCCGAUUUUAAGGAUCCCAAAGCUGUUGGCAAGCCUGCUGCUAUGAACGCCGUACUUGCUCAGGAAGUGAAAAUUUUCAAGGCAGAACGCAACUCUUCUGUUGCGAAGUUAGACAGGGCCAAAGGUGAGAUAGUAGAGCUUCGAGCUGAAGAAAGGAAUUUUCAGAAAUGAAUUGAUGAGCUCGAAAAAAGAAAAAGCCGAAGCUUUUCGCAUAGCAAAACAAGAAGAGUUGGUUAUCAGUGAUUUGAAGCAAAAAUUAGUGGAAUCGAAUCAGCUUCAAAUUGAUCUUCAAAACAAAUUGUGGGUUCAAAGUGCCAAAUUCAGCAAACUUGAAUCUAAUUUUCAUGCUUUGGAAUUGAAAAAUAUCAAAGAUUCUGGAGAGCUUGCACAGGCUUUGAUUGAUCUACAUCAAAGUAAACAUGAUAUCCAUGCUCUUCGGAAAGAGUUGGCAGAUAAAGAUCGGGAGCUCAAUAAGAAAAGUAUUGCCUUGGCGGGGAAUCAUAAAAAAUUCUCAGAGUUUAUGGGUCAUUCCAAAAAAUUGUGUGAUCACUCAAAUCAACUUCUGGAACGGAAAGAUAUGUACAAGCGACAGAUCGAAAGUAUGGAGAAAGAUUUUGAGGAUGAAAAACAAAAGAUUCUUAGUUGGGUUGUUAUCAAAGUUCGUCAUGAUUUUUUGAAAACUUUCAACCCUACACCUUUUGAUAAUGUUCAAGCUCUCACCGUUGUUGAGCAGAACAUGAAAGAAACCAAAGAAAUCCUUGGAUAUGAUGAGGAUGAAUCUAUGGCUAAAGAAGAAAUGAGUGAAGAGGAAGAUGAUGUUAGUACCUCAGGUGAGGUGGACCUUGUAUCCGGAGACGCAUCAAUUCUUGCGUAUGAAGGUACCGUAAUCGGAGAAGAUCCAAAGGUCGGGGAUGUUUCCGGGAGCACUCCUGUGCAUAUUGCCAAAGAUACCCUUUCUGAGGGUACCGUAAUCGGAGAAGAUCCAAAUGUCGGGGAUGUUCCCGGUAGCACUCCUGUGCAAAUUGCCAAAGAUACUCUUCUCCCAUUUUUUUCGACAGUUUCUUCUUCUCAUGUUUGAAUGCUUCGUACUUCGUGUCCUUCUCUUGUAAGGCUUUUGUUUUUCUGAAUAAAAUUUCUUUUAUUCAUGUUUUUCCUUUGUUAUAAACAAUCUCUUGGAAGUUUUCUUUAAUUA
Molecule: messenger RNA, 6598 nt
Organism: Lycium barbarum (goji berry)
Lineage: Eukaryota; Viridiplantae; Streptophyta; Magnoliopsida; Solanales; Solanaceae
Exons: 4
Coding region: 5582-6484 (300 amino acids)
Source: RefSeq, a predicted model, not a curated record